This is a messenger RNA of Cydia amplana, 699 nucleotides long. RefSeq lists its product as uncharacterized. The transcript has 5 exons. NCBI's taxonomy places the organism in Eukaryota, Metazoa, Arthropoda, Insecta, Lepidoptera, Tortricidae. Bases 127 to 660 code for a protein of 177 amino acids. The record is from RefSeq and is a predicted model, not a curated record.
ACUAUAAUUGUGCUGAAUUUUAUAUAAUGCUACUAAAGUGAUGUUAAGUGCGAAGUUUACUGGUAAAGAGAUAUGACGGAUUUGGAAUAAUAACAAUUGCGCUCUGUAAAAACACAUGGGUGCAAGAUGACAAGAAAAUUCCUCUUCUGUUUCCCCCUAAGGGUGGGAAACAUGGUCUUCGGUUAUUUCAUAUUAGUAAUAACAAUAGCAGUAAUGGCUUACAAUUUAUACCAGCUUGGCCUUAGCAUCAAUUCGCCUGAGAAAGUAGAUUCCAGCAAAUUUAAGAACUGGGAGAAAUUAGAGGACUUAUUCGGAGAGAAAAAAGAAACGUUGGUAGCAGUAGUCGCUAUGGUGUAUUACGCAUCGUAUAUAGUCAUUGCUUUUCUGAUGUUUAUCUUCUCUGCAAUGUUUACGUGUGGAGCUUAUUCGGUGAACAACUGCCUGGUGUCGUCAUUCUUCCUGUACAGCUUCUUCCAUUUAUUCCUCACGAUAUUCCUGAUCGUGUGGGAGGCCACCUCCGGCGGCUGGGUACAGCUCGGCCUUGUUGCUGGAUCAGAUUUGAUCCUGAUUAUAUGCCUCUUCAGCGUCAAGUAUCUGAUGGAAGCAAUCCGAACGGGCAACAUUUACAGCAGACCGGGAGAAGUGUAUUAUAAGUAUUAAGUAAGAAGUUUUAAAUUUAUGAAUGUUGAUGAUGAUAAA